Molecule: messenger RNA, 6408 nt
Organism: Colletes gigas
Lineage: Eukaryota; Metazoa; Arthropoda; Insecta; Hymenoptera; Colletidae
Gene: Cad74A
Product: protocadherin Fat 4
Exons: 14
Coding region: 102-5630 (1842 amino acids)
Biological process (GO): homophilic cell-cell adhesion
Cellular component (GO): catenin complex; plasma membrane
Molecular function (GO): calcium ion binding; cadherin binding
Source: RefSeq, a predicted model, not a curated record
CGAUAGUGAGAAAACAGAAGGAAAAAAGAAACACGUGGAGUGAUAUGAUGAGUUGAAACGGUGUCGCGAGGACGAAGGAUCUUGGACUUUAUGAGGUGACGAUGUGGACGAUUUUAUUUCUCGCAUUCUCCACGUGGUCUUCGUCAUGGGGUCAGGUGAUAAACAGAGCACCGCAUUUCGUGCAAGGCGGGGACAUGGCCAGGUUGGCCGUGUCAGAGGGUACGCCGCCAGGUGCACCUGUUUACACGCUUCAAGGAGAAGAUCCAGAGGGCUCUAGGUUGCACUACUCCAUCAGCGGAGAGUACUUCACCGUGAAUCGGGAUAGCGGUGUCGUCGUGCUGAGAAAGGCGCUGGAUAGGGAGACGCAAGACCUGAUCGAAGUGAUCAUCAGCAUAACGGACGAAGGUAUCGCGGGAUCGGAGCCCAACACCGUGUCCCUUCGUCGCGAGAUAGCCGUGCUGGAUGAAAACGAUAAUCCGCCGGUGUAUCUUGGCAGGCCAUACGCUGCAAGGGUGCCGGAAAGCGCACACGUGGGUGGCCUGUUAGUUCCUCCUGGCACGAUCGUAAUCACCGAUCGCGACGGUGGCGUAAACGCGGAUGUUCACGUGGAAUGUGUUCCUGCGUCGCGGGACGACGAUGUUUGCGAUGUUUUCAGCGUAUCCACGGACAAGUUGGCAGAGGGGAAAUACGACGUGCAGAUAACACUCAUGAAACCGCUGGACUACGAAAGAAGAAAUUCAUAUUUGAUCAAUCUAGUGGCGGUGGACGGUGCCAGCGAAGUGACGAAGAGAUUACAGGCUAGAGCAACCGUAGCUGUCGACGUUCUCGACGUCCAAGAUCAGCCACCCGUGUUUCUGAACGCGCCGUACAGCGCCGCGCUUCCCGAGAACACGGCGCCUAAUCACGUGAUCCUGACAGUGAGAGCACGCGACGGCGACACGGGAGAGCCGAGAGCUUUGCUUCUGACUCUGGAGGACGACGACGAGGGUCACUUCGACCUCGAGAUGUCGCGCGAGGGCGACGUGACGCUUGGAAAAAUUGUCACCACCAACGUUUCCCUCGACAGAGAGGACCCCAGAAUACUUCAGAACGGAGGGAUUUACACCUUUCACGUAAAGGCGACGGAGCUCAUCAACAACGAGAUUCCGGCAGACACGGCGACCUCCAUCGUGACCAUCGUUGUCACGGAUGUCGAUGACCUCGUGCCCGUUUUCAACGAGAAAUACUUUAGCAUUAAGAUUUCGGAAGACAUUGGGAGGGACACACCCUUGCCAGGGCUCAACAUGAUCGUAAGCGACGGCGACGUUGGCGAGAAUGCAAAGUACACGUUGGCUCUGAGAGACGUGCCGGAGUAUCCUGGUAUUAGCAAAGCCUUUACCGUGAGCCCCGAGGAGGCUCAAGGUCGAGUGCCAAUCGUGGUCAAAGCUACGAACGUCAGCGUGUUGGACUACGACGUGGAUGACCCAGCGAAGAGGGAGCUCGACUUCGAAGUUAUCGCGCUCGUUGCGAACGAAGUGGUAGCCACUAGCAGGGUUCACAUACAACUGAUGGACGCGAACGACCACAGUCCGGAGUUCUCUCAGUCGGUGUACAAACUCUCGGUGCCCGAGGACGCAGAAACAGGGACUCUGUUCGCUGACGUUUUCGCCAAAGAUUACGACAGUGGUUCGUUCGGUGAACUGACCUACACGUUGCGUGGUUUUGGGGCCGAUAAGUUCAAAACCAACUCGAAAACUGGCGGAAUCACGGUCGCGAAAGCUUUGGAUUACGAAGCGCAGAAGUCGUACUCGCUGACGAUGGAGGCAAAGGACGGUGGCGGAAGAGUGUCGGCUGUAAACAUCUUGAUAGAGCUGGAGGAUGUUAACGACAAUGCACCAGUGUUCGAGCAGAACGAAUACACGAGGACGGUGCGGGAGGGUGCGACCAGUUUCGAUCCGCAGAUGUUCGUCAGAGCCACGGACGUUGAUGGUCCUAUGCAGGGGAAUGGCAAAGUGACGUACUCGAUAAAUUCGCACAACAGUAUGACGAACGGUGUUUUCAAGAUAAACACAGACACCGGAGAGGUAAUAAUGGCGACGCCAGUGCGUUCAGGGGACACCGAAAGGGGGAUUUACGAGCUGGUAAUUCGAGCUACGGACGCUGGUACGCCGCCAUUGUACGCCGAGGCGAAACUCCUCGUCAGAGUGGGGGUGCCUGGCAACCAAAAACCUAUUUUCCGCGGAAACUAUAAGUCUAAUCUGCCGGGUCCCAGCACCUAUCGAGCCAGACUGCUGGAGAACGCUUCGCCAGGAACGGAAGUCAUCAGAGUCAUGGCCAACGAUCCCGACGGAAGGGACAACUUGUUGCAGUACCACAUUGCUUCUGGUGCUAAAGACAAUUUUGUCAUAGACUCUAGUUCUGGUAUCAUCACGGUCUCCCCGGAUGCUCGUUUAGAUCUAGAAACCGGCGGUGAUAAAUACGAAGUGAUAGUUUACGCCAUCGAUUCAGGCACACCUGUCAAGGAAACCGCUACCACUACCGUCAUAGUGAACAUGAUCGACGUAAAUAAUAAACCACCGGUGUUCAACGAGUCAACGUAUCUGGUUUACGUGUCGGAGAGAGCUGCAAUUGGCGAGCCUGUGCUAAAAGUAGUAGCAACUGACCCAGACUCGGAUGCUUACUUGGAGUACUCUUUGGUGGAACCCAUAAGGGCUGUCGACAAAACUGGCGUAGCUUUCAAGACUGCAACACCCUACGAUUACAAAUCAGCGUUUCGCAUAAACUCUACCUCUGGAUUAAUAACGGUGAACCGCGUGUUGGAUUACCAAGUGGCUGCGGUGAUAAUCCUUACGGUUCAAGUCCAGGAUCUAAACGCUGUCGUGGACAAAGAGAAACAAAUUACAAAGGUCGAGGUGACCGUGUACAUUCAAGCUUACAGCGACGACAAUCCGACGUUCACGAAUCCUGGAUGGUCACCCAACAAUCCGACAAUCCGGAUCACCGUGCCGGAGGAACAACCUCUUGGAACAACUUUGCUGAUGUUAUCAGCCAAAGAACCUACCACCGGAUAUCUGGUGCAAAGAUUCGAACUGGUGAGGGAGGACGACGACGAGGGAUACGUUAACGUCGGUGUUCAAAGCGGGAACGUUGUCUUGAGCAAGAGAUUGGACUACGAAGCCCUGAAUCAAAAGUUUAUUCGUUUCAAAGUGAGAGCUCUGGCCAGGGACUACGAAAUAACGCGAAAGAUGUCCGAAGCGAACGUGAUCGUCGAAGUCCAGGACACCAACGACAACAGUCCAACCUUCACUCAAAAGGAUUACAAAAUUUCGGUAUUGGAAUCAGAGAAACCUUUAAAAGUUGUCUUGAACGUCAAAGCCACGGAUAUGGAUAGUUCCAACACGGAGCAAGAGGUUAAAAGAGGAUACGGCGAAGUGAGAUAUUCCCUGACCGGUGAAAACGCCAAUAUGUUCGAGGUGGAACCGAUAACAGGAAAUAUCCAGAUUGCUACCAACACGACGCUCGACAGAGAGAAACAGUCGGUUCUACGUUUUUACGUGGUUGCAUCGGACAUGCCUCAGGGUGGUGCAGAACAGAGAAGCACUAGAGCUUUGGUGACAGUCGAUGUCCUAGACGUUAACGACAACUCUCCAACCUUCGAGCAAGAAUCCUACACAGCCGUGAUACCAGAAAAUGCUGUAGCAGGCGUCAGUAUAGUGAACAUCACUGCCACGGAUCCAGACGAAGGAGAGGGAGGAACGAUUCACUUCGAAAUCAUCGACGAAGGUGAAGCAAACGGGUUGUUCAACAUAAACCACACAACCGGAGAGAUUUAUUCCGCUCGAGCUCUGACAGGAAAAGGUAGAACGGAACCGUACAUCAUGCGAAUCAGGGCUCAAGAUGGCGGAGAGCCAGAAAUGUAUUCCGACGUGAUUUUGACGUUGUACAUCGGCGACGUGGUCAGCAACGAUGGUGUUCCCCUGUUCAUCAGGCCGACGCUCGAAGAGGUGGCUCACGUAGCUGAAAAUUCAACGAUCGGUAGCCCGGUGUUCCAAGUGGUAGCUUCUGAUCCGGACGACCCGAACUUGCCAAACGGGAAGAUCACCUUCAAGUUCUUGGAGGACGGAAAUUUCGGUAAAGACGCGAGCGCCUUUAAGAUAAAUAGCGAAACUGGCCUGAUCACUACGCGAAAGUUGCUCGAUCGUGAAGCAAAGGAUAGCUACACGUUAAUAUUAGUUGCUCAGGACCUAGGGAGUCCUCCUCAACAGGCAACCAGAGUGCUCCAAGUUAUCGUGAACGACAUUGACGAUCACAAGCCUCAUUUUAAAAGGAACUUGGACAGUCCACCGAUAGAGCUGACUAUCUUCGAAGAGAAACCAAUAGGCACCAAGGUUGGGGCGAUCGAAGCGAUCGACGAAGAUAUCGGCGAGAACGGGAUGAUCGACUACUCGAUCGUUUACGGGAACGAGGCUGGAUUGUUCGUCGUGGAGCGUCUCGGAAAUAACUCAGCCGUGAUCAAAUCCAACGGUCGUCUCGAUCGCGAGGUAGUCGAUCGUCACUUGUUGACAGUCAAGUGUUUUCCCUACACGGUCAAGAAGUCUGACAUAGUUCCGAAACCGUACAAUAGACAAGAUCCAUCCGAGAGGCAGGUGCUCAUCAGAGUCCUGGACAUCGACGACAACAAGCCCAAGUUCAAAAAGGAGAACGUAACUUUGGGCGUUCGGUUGAACGUUCCGAUCGACACUAGUCUCAUCACGCUAGAAGCCUUCGACGUCGACUCUGACGCUCUCCCCAUUAACUACAGCAUGGGGAAAGCAUCGUUCGUGUCUCUGGUGGAUCCUUCCAUGUCGAAACGCGAGAUUCCGUCUCAUCUAGCCUUGAAUCCUCAGACCGGCGAGCUGAGGACCACGGGCUCCAUGUCCAGCUACGCCGAUGGCUACAUGGAGAUCAUCGUCUCCGCCAACAAUUCCAUGACGCCAGGCAGGGAGACCAACAUCACUUUGAGGAUUUUCUUGCUGCGCGAUAGAGACAUGCUGAAGUUCGUGUUCUCCAAGCCGCCAGUCGAGGUCAGGAAGACGCUGGAGGACUUUGAAAAGGCCGUGCAACAGGCUCUGUCUCUGCCAAUCAGCGUCAACGUCUACGACACCCAAUUCUACUCGAAGGAGGACAAUUCGUUGGACUUCUCCUCAACCAGUUCCUGUUUCCAAAUGGUGGGAAAGGAGGCGUACGAUCUGGACGAGAUGAAGGCUCUCCUCAUCGAUCAGAAGAACGAGGAGCUGAAGAAGGUUUACAGAACCUACCACGUGGAGAAGGUGCAGCAUUGUGCAGCCACGGUUGCUCGCGCUGACGCCUCGAUGACGCAGAUGUGGGUCCUAGCGAUCGCGGUGCUCGUUGGGGUUGCUACGGUGGUCUCCAGUUGUGCUCUUUGCUGUAUGCACGCCAAGUACAAACGACAGGUGAAACACGCUCGUUUGCGCGAUCAGCCACGUCCGCCUUUGAGCUACGUGUCUUCCGGUCCAGGAAUGGUGAACGCUACUUCACACACAACUUUGGGGCCGGGAACUAUGGUUUCGCUAGGACCUCACGAAGGUCCUUACGAAUGGGGGGCAGAUACGACGCUCUAUCAUCCAAGUACUCUCGGAUCUAUGUCGUAAAAAAGUCUAUGAUUUGAGAAACACAACUGAUCAACUGAUCAACUGAUGAUGAAAUGAAUGUGUUGCUCAGCAAUAAGACAUAUUACCGAAUGCAUUUUUCAAAACAGAAGUAUGCAGAAUGAAAUAUUCCCGUGUGAAAUUUAUGGUUAAUGUAAAUUGCAGCAGUAUCGACGAAGAAAUAGAAUCUGCACGACUUAACAAUAACGAACACGAAUGAGAAUCAAAGAAACAGUACAACUAAUUUUAAAUUCGACAAUCUUUUCGAGACUAUUCAACUGACAAUGCCUCCUAGAGCUACUACAUGACUAUUUUAACGCGUUAAGGCUUCAAACGGAUAAGUAUUAAGAGUAACGCGCUAGAUAUUUCACUCUAGAAGUUUUAGAGUGGUGGAAUGCCAUCGAUACCGGUGAGUUUUAUUAUAAGAAAAGUGAACGAUGCGUUGAAAUCACGCGUGAUGUUUCGGUCGAUUUACGAAUAAUGAACAAUUUCGAGUGAAAAGAGGGAAAAGGCUGGAACGUGAUCGACGAAUUGUACCAUAGAUGCUCGAUGUACCACGCGCGGUGUCAUCGUGAAACGUUAGUCGACGAAUGGUGCUAUAAUGUAAGAUUGAAAUAAUCGUGCCAAAAUACGGCGAUGCGCAUAAGACAGCAUUAUUUAGUUUAAGUGGACUAACUCGCGCGAAUUGUAUAUUUCUUGAACCGUACACGAAUUCUACUCACAAACGAUCGCUAUAUUAUCGCAGAUAUACGCGUGUUCUAUUGUAAUAUAUAUAGUAUUU